Nematocida ausubeli is the source of this 1662-nucleotide messenger RNA. RefSeq lists its product as uncharacterized. Lineage: Eukaryota; Fungi; Microsporidia. The transcript has a single exon. The record is from RefSeq and is a predicted model, not a curated record. Bases 1 to 1662 code for a protein of 553 amino acids. Gene Ontology annotation, biological process: intracellular protein transport; vesicle-mediated transport. Gene Ontology annotation, cellular component: membrane coat.
AUGCGACAACAGCAAACAAACAAAAAGACAUACAUAUGGAGGGAAAUAAACAAAGGCAUGUACACCAUGAAAAGCGCACUAGUUGCAAACUCAACAGCAAGACUGAAAAGCGUGUUUGAGCAGGUCAAAGAGCUUCUUGCCUCAGAGGAGAAGAGCAAGCUCCAGGAGGCCUUCCACCUGAUAUCCAUGAAGGGCCUCUCACACAAGGAAAAGGCGCACGUGUUCCCGCAGAUUCUGAGCAUGAUAGGGCACUCUGCGAUAGAAAUAAAGUGUCUCGCAUACUCCUUCAUCCUGCGCUCUGUGCGAAGUGACUCGUCUCUUCUGAUCCUUGCAGUAAACUCGCUUAUGCAGGAGAUGAACUCGGGGCACGAGGGCACCGGCCCGUCUCCGGCACUGCGCGCUGCGCUGGCAAUCGACUUUAUCUCAAAGAUAGCAGACGCAGAGUUUCUGAACCACUUCACACACGAAAUAGAAAAAAGAUACUCCUCAGAGUCCGACAUUGUCAAAAAGUCAGCUCUUCUUGCAGCACCCACGCUGGUCAGGGUGUUUGGCGAGACAAAGCUGGAGCGGAUUAAGCAGUGUCUGCAGGAAAAGAGCCCAGUGGUUCUGAGCGCAGCCAUAUCCGCAAUUGUUGCAAUAGAAGAGGCCAAGCCGUAUACCUUUAGCAGCGAGGACGUGUCUGCCUGCUUUCGAACACUGUGCGCGCAUAGACAGAGCAUAGAGGAGGCAGCCGGAAACUUUGCGCUUCUUUUCUCUCAGCUGUGCCGGCUGCUGCGCAUCCACCCGUCGUCUGAUGCAGUGGAGGUGGCUGCGCAGGUGCUGGAGUUUCUUCCGCUGUGCGCGCUCCGAGAGCUUGCAAUCAUAAACAAAGGCGCGCUCUCUCUUGCAAUGGUAGAGAAGAUUGCAAACAGCCUCAUAAGCUACAUAGGAACCCGGCACAAGACAGACGCACUUGAGUCAAUUCUUCUCCUUCUGCAGAAGCACACAAUUAAGCUGGAGACAGACCCGUUCAUAAUCACGCACGAGGACACGCAGAGAGAGAAGAUACAAAAGCUGUACAUUCUCUCCCUGAUCGGCAGCCCAGAAGGAUGCGAAGAGAUCUCCGCGUGCAUUCGGGACAGAGAGUGCGUGCACCACGCGAUCACGCUGCUUCUUGAGCUGGACAUUCUGACGCCCAACCACAUAAAGCUUGGGUUCCAGUACAGCCAGUCCUCCACCCUGAGGGCCAUCUACAGCAAGCACCCGCUCCCAGAGAAGUACACUGAAGCAAUCAAAGGCAUUCUGGGCCGCAUGGAGAACGUGCUGGAGAAGGAGGUGUAUCUCUUUUUAGCAGGGUACUACCUGAGCAGUAUUCCAGACGAGGUAAACCGCAUCCGAAGAAUCCGAAGCUCCUCAAGCGGCGUGCUUUACGGAAAGCAGGAGGAGCGAGAAAAGCCAGAAGAGCACCUGGAGGAGUAUAUGUACUUCCUGCUGAACAUGCACACGCGGGGAAUCCUGUCCAAGGAGGAGUGCAUACAGCAGGCACAGACAGCCUUUUCUGAGGAGAUGUUCCUCUUUAACAAGUUUAUGCAUCUAAUUGACCUUCCAGACAGGAAGCAUCUUCUUGAGCUGAUAGCAUACAAGAGGGUUCUCUACAAAAUAACAGGGCAGCACUGGAUUUAA